AUGUCACCACUAGAAAAGGAUGGUGGCUCAGCGCAGCCGCCUCGGCACCCAGUGCCACAACUUCAAGGUCCAUUCGAAGAAUCCAUGAUGGAAUCUUUGAAUGAUUUGGAGGAGGGUGAACAGAAAACAGACUCAAUCGCAAGACGCAAGAUGCUCCUUCAGGGCGAGAGGUACGAGCGGGUAUGUGCAGGACGUUGGAAGCAGAGACCCGGGGAGAAGUUUCAUCCUCUCUGGAAGCUUUCAGCACAGCUAUCGUUCGGUCUCCAUCUUCUCGCUCAAGGUCUGGCCAAGUCGGAGGAAGAGGUCAUGAGGAUCCUGCAGUCACACGUUGACGACAUUGACGGCUUUCUAGAACGCACCACUGAGGACUUCGAUCUUGCUCAAAGCGAUGUAGAGGAAAGACUACGCUAUCUACGACUACCUUUAGAGCAUGUGGAAGUUUUUGAUCACAUGCUAGACGACAGGACUUUCAGAAGCUCCAUUGUCGAAGGAAACGAGAAGAUUGAGCACAUUGUGGAAAGGACUUCCGAAGCCAUGAAGGACGCUCUGAAGGACGUCCAGAAGGGUAUCGACGCUACUGGGGCUCUAGGGAAAUAUCUGACAGAGCUGAAGAGCAACUGGCCUGAUAGGACACCCGAGAUGGACGCGGUCUAUAUUGCCAUGCUUGGCAACGUGGAAGGGUGGACUCGUGCGUUUACGGACCUUCAACUGCAAGGAAAGAUGCUCGCUGUGAGUCUCGUACAGUUAGCAAAUAUCGUCGGAGAGAUGCAGAGGAGAGCAGGAAUAGCAAGCAGAAAGGUUUUGCUUCCUUACAGUGGUCCUGCGAACGGAGAUGUUUCGGGCGGCAAGAGAGGUACUGUCACGCGGAAACAACAAGCAAAAUCCCCUGGGCUGACGUCUUCCCGAUCACCUCAGCCAAGUCCAAAAGUGCCACCAAACAAGCCUCUGCCUAUGGCGCCUGAUCUGAUGGUACCCGCGCGACAGGCUUCCCGAGCCAAGCUUGCACAUGAGAAGCUCAGGAGGCGCAGUCUGGACGUUCUACGGGAGCAGCAGGAGAAGACAAAAGCUGCUCAGUCGCAGUCCGAAAAAAAACCAUCGGUGGCGGAGAAAUUCCGGUCCGUUGCGAGGAGAGGAUCCGCACAAACCGUCGUAAGUCACGCAAAGCCCUCAAAACCAUCAAAGCCAUCAAAGCCAUCAGGCGCGGGGUUCCCAGCGACACCGAAGUCAACGGCUCCAGCUCUCAGCUCGCCCAAGUUCAUGUGGUCUGAAAGUGCCAUUCGGUCGUUAGCGCAACCAGGUCUCAAGGAGCGACUCCCUCGAGGAGUCCCCAGCGGUCAGCCCGGUACGGUCAUAGAGCUUCCUGCUGAGGUGCCUGAUGAGAGUGCUGUGACCAAUGAGACGCCGAAGAAAGGCGGGCUCCUCAUUCACCUCGGCUCGAAACAUAAAAACAAAGAGCAUAGUUCAGCGCCAUCAUCUUCAAAGUCGCUGAACAUUUUUCGUAAAUCACCGCAGUCUUUACAGGCACCGGAGUCAACAACUGAAUCUGAACCAGCCGAAGCAGCGACCCUCUCGCCAGCGCCAGCAAAUACCUCUCCAAGUGUCGAGGGGACGCGGCAAACCGAAAAUCAGCUGUCGCCGCCAUUGGUAUCUCCACCACUACGUUCGAGUCCUGAUCCAGGUUUACCUACGCCACCUGCUCUCAUCCCCACAAAGGAGCCGAGUUCUUAUACUGCCUUGCCAGACAUCCUUGCGACAGCUCAAAGAGCGACAGCGGUUAGAGCUUCGCUCAGGAUAUCUGUGCCUUCGUCAGGGUCUCCAGAACCUGAGCGGACGCCAAGGGCCAUUCCUUCCCAGCCUCCCGAUACUACGCAUACACCGACGACACUCACAGAGCUGGCAUCUAAUGCUUCGAACACCCAAGCGAUAUCAGAGAACGAAUCAAAGGACACUUGCUACGACGCAAGUCUUAGUGAGCGUGGGUCGCAAGUACCCGUGCUCGAUACUGCUAAGGCAUCAGUCCAAGAAUUGACGACGGAGCAGGACGGUGAAAAGACGCCCACCACAAAUGUAAGACCACAGGUGGAUAUACCAGUUGCUACAGAUAUUGCAGCACAGGAGGCCAAAGAUUUCUACAAGCUACCACCUCAGCAGACGUCACCAACACCGCCUCCUAUCACGCCAGAAGAGUCCCUAGCCAAUCAGUCCAUUGCUUCUAGUGUGGCCCCAUCCGCAAGCCAUAGCAAAACAGCAAGCAUCCAGGAGGCGGCAAAAGAAAUCGAGCCGAGCCAAACCAAGCCCGAGGAGCAGCCUCCUCCAUCGCGCUCAUCGCAGCGCAAACCAGCUUCGCCGCAGAAGAACUCGACGAACCCGAAAGACCUGCGACUCAAACCAAGGAACAAGGACCUCCAAAAUCAGUCCGAACUCCUCGAUAUGAUUGCGUGCACGCCUCCCCACAGUCCAAUACACCGUCGGACUUCGUCUGAUGGCUCAGCACUCAAUGCGGUCGGCAGGACGUCUUCAACGUCCAGGAUCCUUGCGCCGCCAGAUGAGGCACCUCCCCCGCCGGCGCCCGGCGGGCGAAGUAUGAUCAACCCCGACUAUGCUGCAGCAGGUGCAUUUGAAGGGGAGCGCAAGCUCAAGCGAGGUAGUGGGACGAACUCGAGUGGGUGGAAGAAGAUGUUUGCAGCCGCAGGAGGGAGCGCAUCAACAGCCAAUAGCCCAGGUAACAGUAUGGGUACGUUGGGUGGGGCUGGAGCGAAAGUAGAGGAUGAGAAGAUCCAAAUGAGUGCGAACUUGAUGAGUGGUGAGGGAAAUGAUGUGCUCUGGUACAAGGGCAUGGGCAGGGAUGGUUUAUGGGUAUCUGGAGCUUGA
This is a messenger RNA of Endocarpon pusillum Z07020, 2871 nucleotides long. RefSeq lists its product as uncharacterized. The coding region runs from base 1 to 2871 and encodes 956 amino acids. The record is from RefSeq and is a predicted model, not a curated record. The transcript is spliced from 3 exons. Lineage: Eukaryota; Fungi; Ascomycota; Eurotiomycetes; Verrucariales; Verrucariaceae.